AUGCCUCGACAAAAGCCAUCCUCUGGACAGAAGCGGAUUUCCGACUUCUUCCAGAAGGCAGACACUCCCCGUGCCUGCUGCAACUUCUUCACCUGUGAGAGAGUUGGGUAUACCCUUGUCUCCCACAAUUUCGUCUUUCGAGACGUUGACAAUGAAGGUCCGCCUUCCAAGACGUUGACAAUGAAGUUCCGUCUGAGGGCAAAGGCAAUUCCGUCUGCAAAGGCGAAGGCCAUCCUGCUCAACAGGCGACGACAUCUAUUCGGCUUCAGAGUCAUUCCCGAGUCUGAAGACGAAUUGGGCUUAGGGGAUAACUGCAUUGGCAAAUCCAACGCCCUCAUCAUCGAUUAUGGGUACAAUGCUGCGCGAAUGCAGCUUGUGGGAGCCCUCGUCGAUACCUCAGGCUAG
Messenger RNA from Trichoderma virens Gv29-8, 405 nucleotides. RefSeq lists its product as uncharacterized. The coding region runs from base 1 to 405 and encodes 134 amino acids. The record is from RefSeq and is a predicted model, not a curated record. The transcript is spliced from 3 exons. NCBI's taxonomy places the organism in Eukaryota, Fungi, Ascomycota, Sordariomycetes, Hypocreales, Hypocreaceae.